AUGUCUGUUGUCAGCUGUCUUUCAGAAGACCUGAGGGUUCUGUCUUUCAGGUGAGGCAAGUCUGUGGGCACCAUGCCGACCGAUCUGGAGAAAGCCUUGAACUCCCUCAUCGAUGUCUACCACAAAUACUCCCUGAUAAAGGGGAAUUACCACGCCAUCUACAGGGACGACCUGAAGAAAUUGCUAGAGACCGAGUGUCCUGAUUAUAUAAAUAAAAAGAGUGCAGAAGCCUGGUUCAAGGAGUUGGAUAUCAACAGCGAUAAUGCAAUUAACUUCCAGGAGUUCCUCAUACUGGUGAUAAAGGUGGGCGUGGAAGCCCACAAAGAAAGCCACAAAGAGUAGCUGAGUUACUGGGCCCAGGGGCUGGGCCCCUGGACAUGUACCUGCAGAAUAAUAAAGUCGUCAAUACCUCAA
Messenger RNA from Saimiri boliviensis boliviensis (Bolivian squirrel monkey), 414 nucleotides. It is a transcript of the gene S100A8, whose product is annotated as S100 calcium binding protein A8. Gene Ontology annotation, molecular function: calcium-dependent protein binding; calcium ion binding. Lineage: Eukaryota; Metazoa; Chordata; Mammalia; Primates; Cebidae. The record is from RefSeq and is a predicted model, not a curated record. Gene Ontology annotation, cellular component: cytoplasm; extracellular exosome. Gene Ontology annotation, biological process: endothelial cell migration; response to lipopolysaccharide; neutrophil chemotaxis.